AUGUCCUUGCUAGGCCCUCCGCCAGAGGAUAUGCUUGACCGUGGAACCCAAAGCUCGCGAUAUUUUAAUGACGAUGGUCAAUUCAAGUUCCCGGAUCUCAUUCCGAAAGAGUAA
Penicillium concentricum is the source of this 114-nucleotide messenger RNA. RefSeq lists its product as uncharacterized. Bases 1 to 114 code for a protein of 37 amino acids. NCBI's taxonomy places the organism in Eukaryota, Fungi, Ascomycota, Eurotiomycetes, Eurotiales, Aspergillaceae. The record is from RefSeq and is a predicted model, not a curated record. The transcript is spliced from 2 exons.